Paracoccidioides brasiliensis Pb18 is the source of this 237-nucleotide messenger RNA. RefSeq lists its product as uncharacterized. Gene Ontology annotation, molecular function: flavin adenine dinucleotide binding; oxidoreductase activity. Bases 1 to 237 code for a protein of 78 amino acids. The record is from RefSeq and is a predicted model, not a curated record. The transcript is spliced from 2 exons.
AUGGCCCCAUCCUUCGCCAACGGCACCUGCAACCCCUUUUACACCCCAGUCUCUAAACUAUGCACGCUGGGAAAUUACAUCUCCCUUUCUCAGCAUGCCAGACCACAUCCCGAUCCAUACCACCCCAACUUCCAACGCGCCUUCUAUUGCGGCGCCAAUUAUCCCUCACUGAUUCGUAUUAAGGCAAAAUAUGAUCCCCAAGACGUUCUCUAUGGUGGACGGACGGCUGUGCCGUGA